CUCUCUCAGUUCACGCCAACUGUCAAAGACUCUAUUGUGCAGUUUUCUACCGCAACUCACAACCCAUAAACUUUUGUGGUGAAAUUCGGAAAUAUAAUUAAUAUAAUUUGUUACAAUAAUUAACAAAUUAAUACAUAAUAUCUAAAUCACCAACGAUGCGAUCCCUACCGAUGUUUUGGCGUAUGGCCGAGGAGAUGACCCGGAUGCCACGCUACUCCUCACCCUUUCAAGCCUUUUUCCAUGAACCGGCCGUUUGGAGUGUGACACUUCCGAGGAAUUGGCAGCAGAUUGCCCGCUGGCAGGAGCAGGAGUUUGCACCACCCGCUACCGUUAACAAGGAGGGCUACAAACUCACACUGGACGUCAAGGACUACAGUGAGCUGAACGUCAAAGUCCUAGACGAAAGUGUUGUCCUAGUAGAGGGAAAAUCAGAGCAAAAGGAGGACAACCAAGGAAGCUAUACUUCCAGGCACUUCCUCCGCCGUUUUGUCCUGCCAGAAGGAUACGAGGCCGAUAAGGUAACCUCAAGUCUUAGCAGCGACGGCGUUCUAACCAUUAGUGUGCCGAAUCCUCCGGCGAUGCAGGAGGCAAUCAAGGAGCGAGUGGUGCCCAUCGAGCAGACUGGCGAACCAGCCAUGAAGUUGGCAGACGAAACCAAAAAUGAAACCAAUCAGUAGUGAUUUAAGUUAUAAGACUUUUUAGAUAUGCACCUCAAAAAAAAAUAAUAAUAUUAAUUUCUAAAUUUUUAGAUUUGUUAACAUACAUAUAUUAUUUUUAAAAGUAGAAGAAAAUAAAUUGUGAAAUGAUUAUUAAGCAAAAUGAGGUCUCUUUUGUUUGAAUUAUUUUAUGAAAAUAGAUUUGAUUUUGCUUGGUUAUUUAAUAAAUGGAUUCAAAUUCUAA
Drosophila eugracilis is the source of this 900-nucleotide messenger RNA. Its product is annotated as heat shock protein 22. NCBI's taxonomy places the organism in Eukaryota, Metazoa, Arthropoda, Insecta, Diptera, Drosophilidae. The transcript has a single exon. The record is from RefSeq and is a predicted model, not a curated record. Bases 156 to 677 code for a protein of 173 amino acids. Gene Ontology annotation, biological process: response to heat; protein refolding. Gene Ontology annotation, molecular function: protein folding chaperone.